Molecule: messenger RNA, 2680 nt
Organism: Erythranthe guttata (spotted monkey flower)
Lineage: Eukaryota; Viridiplantae; Streptophyta; Magnoliopsida; Lamiales; Phrymaceae
Source: RefSeq, a predicted model, not a curated record
GUGUAACAUAAAUUUAAGCAUGAGAUCUAAUCAAGAAAAUAUUUGAAAGCAUGUGUAAAUUGGCUACAAUUUCUGUUUAACAUAUAAUAGCAUCACAAAUUAAAAAUGCUUUAUAUCUCCAUGUACUUUAACCUCGCCUUAUUAGGAACAACUGACCAACUCUCUGGUGCACGACAUGAAUGCAAUUAAUUAACCAUGUUUCAACCAAACACUAUUGAAUAACCUCCUCGGUAGCUCGUUCGACGUACAGGGAAGGGAAUUCUGUUAUAUAUUUAGUUUGAAUUAAGCAACAAAUUCACACAUAUUAAUUAUAAUCAUGUUUCCCAUGAAGAAAAUGAGUGUUGUAGUCACAACAAUUUCCUUACUAAUCAUCGCUUCGUGUCUGAAUAAUUAUGCACAAGCCACUGACUAUAUUCAUCAGCUAAGGCUUAAGGCAGCUAAGCAUAAUAUGACAUGUGUAUUAGUGUUUGGCGACUCGAGCGUUGAUCCCGGGAAUAACAACUAUAUCUCAACUUCCAUCAAGAGCAACUUUUUGCCGUACGGAGAGGAUUUCUUUAAAGGCCGUCCUUCCGGAAGAUUCUGCAAUGGAAGACUCGCCACAGACUUCAUUGCGGGGGCGUUUGGUUACACGAAUUUGGUGAGGGCAUUUCUUGACCCUGCUAUUACCAAGAAAGACUUGCUCCACGGAGUUAGUUUUGCUUCAGCAGAUUCCGGUUAUGAUGAACUCACAGCCAAUCUCUCGAAUGUUUUAUCGAUAUCGAAGCAACUGGAUUACUUGAGACACUACAAAAUCCACCUGAGAAACAUUGUUGGAUCAACAAAAGAAUCUGAAAAGAUUGUCAAGAAUUCAUUAUUUAUACUUAGUAUGGGAACAAAUGAUUUCCUACAAAAUUACUACGUCGAGCCUACUCGUUCGCACCAGUACACCGUGGAACAAUACGUGGCCUAUCUGAUUUCGUGCAUGCGAACUGCCAUCAAGACGAUGCAUUCUCUAGGCGCGAGGAAACUUGUGGUGGUCGGAGUUCCACCGCUAGGGUGUAUACCGCUUGUCAGGACGCUACGCGGCGAGACCAAAUGCGACACCGACUUAAACAAAGUCGCGUUUUUGUUCAACUCGGAGAUAAAAAGGGAACUAAAAACGAUGAUGGAAGGAUCUACUUCGUAUUCGCCUAAGAGUACUUUUUUGGAUAUAUACAGCAUCAUACUAAAUGCAAUUGAGAAACCACAAAAAUACGGUUUUACGGAGCCUUUGAAGGGAUGCUGUGGGACAGGAACAUAUGAAUAUGGGGAUACAUGCAAGAAUUUGAGCACGUGCCAUGAUCGGACAAAAUAUAUAUUCUGGGAUGCUGUUCAUCCCACUGAGAAAAUGUACAAAAUUGUUGCUGACGUGGCCGUGGAACUCCUCGUCGAUUCCAUUUUCAUAAACAUGAAGACAACGAGUGUACUCAUAGUUGCAGCAAUUUCCUUAACAAUCACUUUGUGUCUGAAUUAUGCACGCGCCACCGACAACAUUAAUCAUCGGCUAAGGCAUAUAGCAGCUAAGCAUAACACGACAUGUAUACUAGUAUUCGGCGACUCGAGCGUCGAUCCCGGGAACAACAACCGUCUCUCCACUCCCGCAAAGAGUAAUUUUUUACCCUACGGUAAAGAUUUUCUCAUUAACGGCCGACCUUCCGGAAGAUUCUGCAACGGCAGACUCGCCACCGAUUUCAUCGCGGAGGCGCUUGGUUACACGGAUUCGGUUAGGGCAUUUCUCGACCCUGCUAUUACUAAAGAAGACCUGCUCCACGGAGUAAGUUUUGCGUCAUCUGGUUCCGGUUACGACGAACUCACAGCCAAUAUCUCGAGCGUUCUAUCGAUAUCGAAGCAGCUGGAUUACUUGAGACACUACAAAAUCCACCUCAAAAACCUCGUUGGAACAAAAGAAUCUGAAAAGAUCGUCGAGAAUGCAAUAUUUAUACUUAGUAUGGGUUCGAAUGAUUUCCUACAAAAUUACUACGUCGAGCCUACUCGUUCGCACCAGUACACCGUCGAACAAUACGUGACCUAUUUGAUUUCGUGCAUGCGAAAUGCAAUCAAGAUAAUGAAUUCUCUAGGGGCGAAAACGGUAGUGGUGGUCGGAGUUCCACCGCUAGGGUGUAUGCCGCUAGUCAAAACGCUCCGUGGAGACACCAAAUGCGACUCUGAGUUAAACAGAGUGGCGUUUUUGUUCAACUCGGAGAUAAAAAAGGAGUUGAAAAUGAUGGAACGAUCUAAUUCAUCUCCGUCGUCUAAAAGUGUUUUUCUCGAUAUAUACAGCAUCAUACUAAAUGCUGUCGAGAACCCAACAAAAUAUGGUUUUACGGAGCCUCUGAAGGGAUGCUGUGGAUCAGGAACAUACGAAUAUGCGGACACGUGCAAGGGUUUGAGCACGUGCGCUGAUCGGACAAAAUAUAUAUUCUGGGACGCAGUUCAUCUCACCGAGAAAAUGUACAAAAUUGUUGCUGAUGCGGCAGUGGAACUCCUCAUCGGUCACAUUUUCUAAGUACCGUAGCCCGCAAUCUAUUUUUUUUCCGACUACUUAAAAAUAAAUUAGAAAACAUACGGACGCGACGCUAUUGUUCGGAAUUGAUUAUUAUUAAUAUAGAUUAAUUAUUAUGUGUACGUUAAUGAUGAAUCAAUAGAGCAUCAAUUACAGGGC